Messenger RNA from Dracunculus medinensis (Guinea worm), 915 nucleotides. Lineage: Eukaryota; Metazoa; Nematoda; Chromadorea; Rhabditida; Dracunculidae. The record is from the annotation of a GenBank genome assembly.
ACGAUAUUAUUCCGUCGAAAUUUGAGUAAAUUAAGUGACAGCGAUAGCCAAACUCUGUCACAUAUGGUCAUCCAGAGUAUAUUUACUAGCAGUUAUAACAAGAAUACUGUGCCUUCUGCAAAACAUACAACCAAAGUUACAAUCGAAUUUGUGAUACAAUCAAUUGGUCAAGUUUCAGAAAUAUCAUCAAGCUUCACUAUGGAUCUGCUUCUCAGUCAGAUCUGGCACGAUCCUCGUCUUCGUUUUGAUCACCUUACAACUUGUUUAAAAAAUUUGACUCUCGGUCACAAAAUGGUUGAAAAAAUUUGGAUACCAAAUGUAUGCAUCGUGAAUUCGAAAAAAACUGCCAUCCAUUCCUCGCCUAGUCCAAAUAUCUUUUUAAUGAUCUAUCCAAAUGGAACCGUGUGGAUCAAUUAUCGCUUAAAAGUGCAAGGACCAUGCGAUAUGAAUUUAGAACUUUUUCCUAUGGAUAUACAGGUAUGUGAACUGGUGAUUGAGAGUUAUUCAUAUAAUGCAGCAAAAGUAUCGCUGAUCUGGAGAGAAUGGAACCCAGUAUUUUCAAUUGCCAAGGAAAAAUUAGCAGAUUUUACUCUUUAUGGAAUAGAAUGGAAGAAAAAUAGUUUCGAAUAUGCUGCUGGUCAAUGGGAUCAGUUGACUGUUUCUUUGUCAUUUUCAAGAGCCUAUGGCUUUUAUAUUCUACAAAUGUAUUUGCCAACCUAUGCUAGUAUCGAUUUCAAGGCCUUACCAGCUCGAAUUACUUUGGGUGUCAGUUCAUUAAUGGCUUUAACAUUCCAAUAUGCAAGUAUUGCUAAAUCACUGCCCAAAGUGGGAUAUAUCAAAUCAGUUGAUAUUUACAUGGUAAUGACUACAGGAUUUAUUUUUCUCUCGUUGAUCGAAGUUGCAAUUGUUUGGUGA